GUGUCUCUCAUCCGCAGCCUCAUCAUCAUCAACACAUCACAAUCUCGAUUUCAUUAUUUCUCACAAAGACAAAAUCCAUUCGUCUUCUCCAAUUUUCUCGCGAAGAAAACUUUCCAACUAAUCUAAACGACAAAAUGCUUUGCAAGACUGUUUCUUCAUCUUCUUCUUCAGCUCUCUCUCUGGUGAAUUUCCACGGCGUGAAGAAGGAUGUGUCUCCUUUGUUAUCUUCCAUUUCGUCGAAUCUUCGAGUCUCUUCUGGAAAAUCUGGAAACUUCUCUUUCUCUGUUCGCGCAUCUAAGAGCUCAACCACCGAUGCGCUAAGCGGCGUUGUAUUCGAGCCGUUUAAGGAAGUGAAAAAGGAGCUCGAUCUCGUCCCAACCAGCUCUCAUCUCUCACUCGCUCGACAAAAGUACUCAGACGAGUGCGAAGCCGCCAUUAACGAGCAGAUCAAUGUGGAAUACAAUGUCUCGUAUGUGUAUCACGCUAUGUAUGCGUACUUCGAUCGGGAUAACAUCGCGCUCAAGGGUCUUGCCAAGUUCUUUAAGGAAUCAAGUUUGGAAGAAAGAGAGCACGCUGAGAAGUUAAUGGAGUAUCAGAAUAAACGUGGUGGCAGGGUUAAGUUACAGUCCAUUGUAAUGCCUCUUUCAGAGUUUGAACAUGUCGACAAAGGAGAUGCUCUAUAUGGCAUGGAGCUGGCUUUGUCACUGGAGAAACUAGUUAAUGAGAAGCUCUUAAACCUUCACAGUGUUGCUUCAAAGAACAAUGAUGUGCACUUGGCAGAUUUUAUUGAGAGCGAGUUUCUGACCGAGCAGGUGGAAGCAAUCAAGAUGAUCUCAGAAUAUGUGGCUCAACUGCGACGAGUUGGCAAAGGACACGGAACUUGGCAUUUCAAUCAGAUGCUUUUGGAAGGAGUGAAUUCGCGUGACCUGAAGCAGUAUCGAAAUUUUCCAAUCAUGGCGAGUCAAGCACCGAAUCUCGAGUGUCGGAUGUACGAGGCGAAAUACCCAGAGGUGGAUAUGGCGGUGAUGAUCCAGGUGAAGAACAUCGCCGAUAUGGGAGCCUACGUUUCUCUCCUCGAGUACAACAACAUCGAAGGCAUGAUCCUCUUCUCCGAGCUCUCUCGUCGUCGGAUCCGAAGUGUCAGCAGUUUAAUUAAGGUCGGAAGAAUUGAGCCUGUCAUGGUUCUCCGUGUGGACAAAGAGAAAGGUUACAUUGAUCUGAGCAAACGUAGAGUCAGUGAGGAAGAUAUUCAGACUUGUGAAGAGAGGUAUAACAAGAGCAAGCUUGUGCAUUCUAUCAUGCGCCAUGUUGCUGAGACUCUAUCUAUUGAUUUGGAGGAGUUGUAUGUGAACAUUGGUUGGCCUUUGUAUCGAAGACAUGGUCAUGCUUUUGAGGCCUUCAAGAUCUUAGUGACCGAUCCUGAUUCAGUGUUGGGUCCCCUCACCCGUGAGAUCAAAGAAGUUGGACCCGAUGGACAAGAGGUGACAAAGGUUGUACCUGCUGUUACGGAAGAAGUGAAAGAUGCACUUGUGAAGAACAUUAGGAGGAGAAUGACACCACAACCAAUGAAAAUCCGGGCUGAUAUCGAAUUGAAGUGUUUUCAGUUUGAUGGAGUUGUUCACAUUAAGGAGGCCAUGAGAAAUGCUGAAGCCGCUGGAAACGAAGACUGUCCUGUUAAGAUUAAGUUGGUUGCUCCACCUCUGUAUGUCCUUACUACUCAGACACUUGACAAGGAGCAAGGGAUUGAAAUUCUAAACAAAGCCAUAGCAGCAUGCACUGAGACAAUUGAGACACACAAAGGCAAGCUUGUCGUUAAGGAGGGAGCUAGAGCUGUGAGUGAACGUGAUGACAAGAUGCUGACAGAACACAUGGCUAAGCUACGUCUUGACAAUGAAGAAAUUAGUGGCGAUGAAGAGAGCGGAGACGAAGAAGAGGACACAGGGAUGGGCGAAGUGGAUCUCGAUGGUGUACAACACGUCGUCGUUUUACUCCUCUCCACUCUCCUCAUCGCCAUCACCUUCUUCCUCCUCACCUCCGAUAACGCCACAUUCCCUUUCCCUUCUCUCUCCCCCACCGAUUACUACACACCAAACCCCAAAUCCCCAAUUCCUCACCAAAACGUCGACGUUAUCUCAGAUCAAACUUCACAGAAGAUGAAGAUGAAGCUCAACUCUUCUCAAGAGGUGGAGAUGAAAUGGGAUCUAUGUAAAGGUGCAGAAUCUGUUGAUUACAUACCUUGUCUUGAUAAUUACGCUGCAAUUAAGCAGCUCAAAUCAAGGAGACAUAUGGAGCAUCGAGAACGUCAUUGCCCUGAACCAAGUCCUAAAUGUCUCAUACCCUUGCCGGAUAAUUAUAAGCAGCCGGUUCCGUGGCCUAAGAGCCGGGAUAUGAUUUGGUAUGACAAUGUUCCUCACCCCAAGCUUGUUGAAUACAAGAAAGAACAAAACUGGGUUAAAAAAGACGGUGAAUUUCUAGUUUUUCCUGGAGGAGGUACUCAAUUCAAAUUCGGGGUUACUCAUUACGUUGAGUUCAUCGAAAAGGCUUUACCGAGUAUCAAAUGGGGGAAAAACAUAAGGGUUGUAUUAGAUGUUGGUUGCGGUGUUGCUAGCUUUGGCGGGUUUUUAUUAGAUAAAGAUGUCAUUACAAUGUCGUUUGCCCCUAAAGAUGAACAUGAAGCUCAGAUUCAAUUUGCGUUAGAACGAGGAAUACCUGCAACACUUUCUGUUAUUGGAACACAACAGCUUACGUUUCCGAGCAAUGCAUUCGAUCUUAUCCAUUGUGCGCGGUGCAGAGUCCAUUGGGAUGCUGAUGGUGGGAAGCCGUUGUUGGAGCUCAAUAGGGUACUCAGGCCAGGAGGUUUCUUCAUAUGGUCUGCGACACCAGUCUAUCGAGAUAAUGACAGAGAUAGCAGAAUUUGGAAUGCAAUGGUUUCUCUGACUAAAUCCAUUUGCUGGAAGGUUGUGACAAAGACAGUUGAUUCCUCUGGAAUCGGACUUGUGAUCUAUCAAAAGCCAACUUCAGAAUCCUGUUAUAAUAAACGCAGCACACAAGAUCCACCUCUAUGCGAUAAAAAGGAAGCAAAUGCUUCAUGGUAUGUUCCUCUUGCCAAAUGCAUUUCCAAAUUACCGAGUGGAAAUGUCCAGAGUUGGCCUGAACUAUGGCCUAAACGGCUUGUGAGUGUUAAACCGCAAAGCAUUUCAGUUGAAGCAGAAACAUUGAAGAAAGAUACAGAAAAAUGGUCAGCAAUUGUAUCUGAUGUUUAUCUCGAACAUCUAGCUGUAAACUGGUCGGCUGUGCGGAAUGUGAUGGACAUGAAUGCUGGUUUUGGCGGUUUUGCUGCUGCACUUAUAAAUCGACCACUCUGGGUGAUGAAUGUUGUCCCUGUGGAUAAACCUGACACUCUCUCCGUCGUUUAUGAUCGAGGCUUGAUCGGAAUUUACCAUGAUUGGUGUGAGUCCCUCAACACUUACCCUAGAACAUACGAUCUGCUACAUUCCAGUUUCCUCCUGGGUGAUCUCACACAAAGGUGUGAGAUUGUACAAGUGGUAGCUGAGAUAGAUAGGAUAGUGAGACCAGGCGGAUAUCUUGUGGUACAAGACACCAUGGAAACAAUAAAGAAGCUUGAAUACAUACUUGGUUCGCUUCAUUGGUCAACCAAAAUAUACCAGGACCGGUUUUUUGUUGGUCGGAAGGGGUUUUGGCGUCCCGCUAAACCGGAACUCUGAUAGACAGAAAGAAACAUAAACAAACUAGCAAAGUAAUUUCUUUUGUACACUAUCAAUGCAUGACGCAACCAGAUUAUAUCACAGUGUACCCCAUUAAACUGAACCAACUUUA
Molecule: messenger RNA, 3837 nt
Organism: Arabidopsis arenosa
Lineage: Eukaryota; Viridiplantae; Streptophyta; Magnoliopsida; Brassicales; Brassicaceae
Source: the annotation of a GenBank genome assembly